Molecule: messenger RNA, 1109 nt
Organism: Amblyraja radiata (thorny skate)
Lineage: Eukaryota; Metazoa; Chordata; Chondrichthyes; Rajiformes; Rajidae
Gene: rplp0
Product: ribosomal protein, large, P0
Exons: 8
Coding region: 97-1035 (312 amino acids)
Biological process (GO): ribosome biogenesis; ribosomal large subunit assembly; cytoplasmic translation
Cellular component (GO): cytosolic large ribosomal subunit
Molecular function (GO): structural constituent of ribosome; large ribosomal subunit rRNA binding
Source: RefSeq, a predicted model, not a curated record
UUAGACGCAGCUUCCGCUCUCUCUCUUUCUUGCCGUGGCUCUGAGCAAAAUCGUGUCUUUAAACCAGUUUGUGGCAAUCCUUGGAAGCACAUAAAGAUGCCCAGGGAAGACAGAGCAGCGUGGAAGUCCAAUUAUUUUAUUAAAAUUAUCCAACUUUUGGAUGACUAUCCAAAAUGCUUCAUCGUUGGAGCAGACAAUGUUGGAUCAAAGCAAAUGCAGCAGAUCCGUAUAUCGCUGCGUGGCAAGGCUGUCGUGUUGAUGGGCAAGAAUACCAUGAUGCGCAAGGCUAUCCGUGGUCAUCUGGAAAACAACCCUGCUUUGGAAAAGCUCUUACCACAUAUUCGUGGCAACGUUGGCUUUGUGUUCACCAAGGAGGAUUUAUGUGAAGUUCGUGACAUGCUGCUGUCCAACAAGGUCCCAGCUGCUGCUCGUGCUGGUGCUAUUGCUCCAUGUGAGGUCACUGUGUUCGGUCAAAACACUGGUUUGGGACCUGAGAAGACAUCUUUCUUCCAAGCUUUGGGAAUCACCACCAAGAUCUCCAGAGGUACCAUUGAAAUUCUAAACGAUGUAUAUCUCAUCAAGAUUGGUGACAAGGUGGGAGCCAGUGAAGCCACUCUGCUGAACAUGUUGAAUAUCUCUCCCUUCUCCUACGGCUUGGUGAUCAGGCAGGUUUAUGACAAUGGCAGUGUAUAUGAGCCUGAGGUCCUGGACAUCACAGAAGAAACUCUGCAGAAAUGUUUCCUGGAGGGAGUCCGCAAUGUGGCCAGUGUGUGUCUGCAAAUUGGUUAUCCAACCAUAGCCUCGAUACCACAUUCUAUCAUUAAUGGUUACAAGAGGGUGCUGGCCAUCGCUGUGGAGACAGACUACUCCUUCCCAUUAGCUGAUAAGGUAAAAGCUUUCUUGGCUGACCCAUCAGCUUUUGUUGCUCCUGUUGUUGAGGCUGCUCCAGUUCCUGUCAAGGAGGAAGUGAAAGAGGCGGUGAAGGAAGAGUCUGAGGCAUCUGAUGACGACAUGGGCUUUGGUCUGUUUGACUGAAAAAAAAGCAGCUACCCAUUGUAGCACGGCUAAUCGAUCAGCCUAACCAAAAUAAAACAUUUUAUUUACGGAAA